CAGCUGCUCCAUCCUUCGCACAUCACGUGACCCAGCCCCCCCCCUCCAUCCAUCCACUCCACUCCACUCCACUCAGCAAUGAUGGCUGCGGAUGCUGCGGAUGCUCGCUGCAGCAUCCUGCAUCCUCCGCCGCCUCGCCUGUUCCUCCUCCCCCUCCUCGUCCUGCACUGCUGGCUGCCGGCGCCGACCUCCGCGCUGCUCGGCGUCCGGCCGGAGGACACCAGCAGCGGGGAGCUCUCCGUGCAGGACGGCGUCCUGAGAGCCACGGAGGGCACUCGCUUCGUGCUGAGGGUCUACUACUCCAACGGCAGCGAGGCGGCGGACUCGGCUCCCGCGGCGCCGUGGAUCGCCUUCGUGGAGGAGGAGGAGGAGGAGGAGGACGGCGGAGGGAGGAUCGGAGGGAACCCCUGCGCGGAGGAGAACGCCCGCAGCUCGGAUAUCGAACUCCUGGGCUCCUCCAAGUCCGCGUCCAGCCGCAACUCGGUGCUGGUGGAGCUGCUGGCCAAGCACCUCCGCCGGGGCGAGGCGGUGAAAUACUACUCCAUGUGCGCCUUCGACGGCGUCAAGUGGCAGCACUUCAGCACCAGGGACUUCUGGCUGGCGGUGGUGGAGAGGCCGGCGGCGGCGGACGGCUGGCUGCAGGCCGGGGUCUCCGUGCUCCUGCUGGGGCUCUCCGCGCUCUGCAGCGGGCUGAACAUCAGCAUGCUGGCCCUGGACCCCGUGGAGCUGCGGGUGCUGCAGAACAGCGGCACGGAGAAGGAGCAGAAGUACGCGCGGAAGAUCGAGUCCGUGCGCAAGCACGGCAACUACAUCCUGUGCACGGUGGUCCUGGGCAACGUGCUCACCAACACCUGCUUCGUGGUGUGGAUGUGUCAGAUCCUGGGCAUGACCCUCCUCUCCACCGCCUCCUGCACUUUGGGGAUAUUCUUCAUCGGGGAGAUCUUGCCUCACUCCGUGGCGUCCCGGCACAGCCUGGCCAUCGCCUCCAAGACCCUCUGCGCCACCCGGCUCCUCAUGCUCCUCUUCCUCCCCAUCGCCUACCCAGUCUCCAAGAUCCUGGACUUCAUGCUCCACCAGGAGAUCAGCAGCUUCUACACCCGGGAGAAGCUGGUGGCCAUGCUGAGAGUCACAGACCCGUACCACGACCUGGUCAAGGAGGAGCUCAACAUCAUCCAAGGGGCCUUGGAGCUGAGGACCAAGACGGUGGAGGACGUCCUCACCCCCUUGCCCGACUGCUACAUGCUGGGUUCGGACGCCGUGUUGGACUUCGGCACCAUGUCCGACGUCAUGCAGAGCGGCUUCACCAGGAUCCCGGUCUACGAGAACGAGCGGUCCAACAUCGUGGGCAUCCUGUUUGUGAAGGACCUGGCCUUCGUCGACCCGGACGACUGCACCCCCUUGAAGACCAUCACCGAGUUCUACAAGCAUCCCAUGCACUGCGUCUUCCACGACACCAAGCUGGAUGUGAUGCUGGAGGAAUUCAAGCGAGGCAAGUCGCACCUGGCUGUGGUGCAGAGGGUCAACAAUGAGGGCGAGGGAGACCCCUUCUAUGAGGUGAUGGGCAUCGUCACCCUGGAGGACGUCAUCGAGGAGAUCAUCAAGUCGGAAAUCGUGGACGAGACGGAUCUAUACACUGACAAUCGGACCAAACGGCGAGUGUCGCACCACGAGAGGAAACAGGACUUUUCCAUCUUCAAAGUGGCAGAAAACGAGCCGAACGUGAAGAUCUCGCCCCAGCUGCUGCUCGCGACGCAUCGCUUCCUGGCCACAGAGGUGGAGCCGUUCAGGCGGUGUCACCUGUCCGAGAAGAUCCUGCUCCGCCUCAUCAAGCAUCCCAGUGUGGUGCAAGAACUCAAGUUCAACCCCAAGAACAAACACGCACCGCAACACUUCCUCUUCCAGAGGAACAAACCUGUCGACUACUUCGUCCUCAUCCUGCAGGGACGGGUGGAGGUAGAAAUCGGAAAGGAGGCCCUCCGCUUUGAAAAUGGAGCAUUUUCCUACUACGGCAUGCCAGCACUCAUCCCACCCCUGCCAGUCGGUCAGAGGUAUUGUUCUCGCAGCAGUGGUCUGAACCAAUCAGAGUCGCUGCUGAGCGGCGGCAGCGUGGGUCAGCUCUCAACAGGAGGGUUCUACCUACCAGACUACUCGGUCCGACAGCUCACAGACCUGCAGGUUAUCAAGAUAUUGAGACCCCACUACCAGAACGCCCUGGCAGCCACAAGAAUGGACAUCUCCCCUCAGACACCAGACCCAGUGGAUGGAGACGCGAAAGGGAGGCCACCCGUCCCUGAGGCCCGCUCGCACAGCAUCGCCCUCUCCCUCACCAACGCACACACCCGCCUGGGGCUGGCCCGCCUUGCACAGCUCCACCCCCACGCGGGCCUGAGAAACACCUCACAUCGUAAUGAAAGGAAUCGGAUUGUUCGCAGCAAAUCAGACGGCCAGAGGAGUCCCAACGACACGGUGUUCCUUCGCAUGGAUGACAUUCCCUACAUCCAAGAAGAUCGACCGGAGAAUUAUGGAGAAAAUGACGUGCCUACGGACACUCAGCCAUCCACCUCUCCUUACAUCAGCUCUCGCUCGCUCUCCAGCUCGGAGGAAAACAUCGGAAAGAAGCUUUUGCGUAAACUGAGUAACAAAAGGAGAAAAUGGAGUCGGGAUGGAGAGAAGAGUUUGGAGGAAGGAGUUGAGCACCCACCGGCGACAAGCUAGCGCAGUAAUGACACACCUCUUCACUUCCAUCUCAUCGUAACGACUCCCUGGAUGUCCCACACCUCCCUGCAGGAGACGGAGCCUUUACCAUGUGCUGUAGCUACCAGUGUACUCAGGUCCCGACUGUUCCAGAUGCGCCUCCCUUAGCACCUUCUGUGAUUGCAGAUUGGAAAAAGGAACUAAAAAGGUGGUAAAUAGCACAGUAUUGGAAUAAUCAGCCUUGCACUGGGAAACUGAACUACAGUCUCCAAUACAAGCAAUAAAACACCAGCGAAACAUUAAUAUAGCUUAUACGAUUAUAGCCCCUUUCACACAAAUCCUGAAAAUAAGUUGCCUUUUACACAGAACUCGGCAACGUUGCCCUUGUGACAGCGCCAACGUGGAAUGGAAGAGUCGGAAUUGUCGACCUACUCUGCAAAUUAUUUGCCACGUGUCUAGAUUUUAAAUUGUGUCCCUAGUUCUAGGAGCUAUUUACUUAUUUUAGGUUAUUAACCUUACAGCAGGGAUGUCAAAGUCAUAUUCGGGGGUGGCCACACCAAACAAGAAUGACAAAUACAUUUCAGGAGAACAUCUGAGCUAUCCAUCCAUCCAUUUUCUACAGCUUAUUCCCUUUUGGGGUCGCGGGGGGUGCUGGCGCCUAUC
Nerophis ophidion (straightnose pipefish) is the source of this 3357-nucleotide messenger RNA. Its product is annotated as metal transporter CNNM1. The record is from RefSeq and is a predicted model, not a curated record. Gene Ontology annotation, biological process: magnesium ion homeostasis; transport. Gene Ontology annotation, molecular function: transmembrane transporter activity. The transcript is spliced from 10 exons. Lineage: Eukaryota; Metazoa; Chordata; Actinopteri; Syngnathiformes; Syngnathidae. Bases 79 to 2715 code for a protein of 878 amino acids. Gene Ontology annotation, cellular component: plasma membrane.